Messenger RNA from Symbiodinium necroappetens, 1996 nucleotides. The record is from the annotation of a GenBank genome assembly. NCBI's taxonomy places the organism in Eukaryota, Dinophyceae, Suessiales, Symbiodiniaceae.
AUGACGGCAUUCUCCUUUGCUUGUUCAGUCUCUUCAGGCAUCGACUUGGCACUGUUGGACCCAAAGGGUCGUGAACGAGCGGCGGCCGUGAACAACACCUACCCUGGUUGGAGCGGCACGCCAGGCAGUGAGACGCAUCCGUUGCAGAACAGCUUUCUGUUCAACGUGAAGGAGGAGCUCCCGGAAGGCAAAGUCGAUCCCUUCUUUGGCAAGAACAUCUUCCCCAGCGAGGAGUAUCGUCAGACGUGGGUGGAGUUUGCAACUUCUAUGUACGGCGUGGCUGUGGAUGUCCUGCGUGGUUGCGACAAGGUGAUGGAACAGGACGUGCCUUCCUGGUCGGAGUCGCCCCGCAGCCUCGCGAAGAUGGGCGACGAUGGACCGGCGCUUGCCGGCCGAUUCAUCUGCUAUGACUCCGGCUUCACUCGAGAAGAUCGGCUCCUUGAAGUCGCCAAGGAGAGAAACAACUUGGCUACCGGAGAUGUGCCAGACCUGUCGGAGCCUGCCAAAAUGUCCGGUAGGUCUGCGGGGCACGCCGGAGAUGGCCUAGCAUCCAUGCGGACGCACUCCACUCCUGUGAAGUCGGCUGGUCACGCCGGAGAUGGCCUGGCGUCCAUGCGGACCCACUCCACUCCUGUGAAGUCGGCUGGUCACGCCGGAGAUGGCCUAGCAUCCAUGCGGACCCACUCCACUCCUGUGAAGUCUGCUGGACACGCCGGAGAUGGCCUGGCGUCCAUGCGGACCCACUCCACCCCAGUAAAGUCUGCUGGACACGCCGGAGAUGGCCUGGCGUCCAUGCGGACCCACUCCACUCCUGUCAAGUCUGCUGGGCAUGCCGAAGACGGCUUUCCAUCCAUGCGGACCCACUCCACUCCUGUGAAGUCACCUGGGAACAUAUUCGCCUUCAGCGAAAAUAAUUCUGAUGCAUCUUCUAAUUCACCUGUACUGGGGCAGAGCAGAGGCUCUGCCUCACUCGCCAUUGCGAACAGCGCGGCGGCGGCCGGUGGAGAGCAGCCGGGUGAUUACUGGCUCCCCUGGCACGUGGACUCCAAUUUUGUAACCAUUCUCCACAAGGAGAUGUACGCCAGUGAAGCCACCGGCGCUUUCCUCUCAGAGCCGGCAGGGGCCGGGCUGAUGAUGAUGAAUGAGGUCGGGGAGACGACGAUGUUCCAGUGCUCCGACCCCGAUGCGAUGAUUCUCCAGAUGGGUGCGUUCGCACAAAUCUAUACAGGGGGCGCAAUGAGCUCUUGUCGACAUGCUGUACUCAACACUCUGCAGCCGGGGGUCGCCCGUUUCAACUACUGCAAUUUUUGGUACGUGCCGUGGGACACGCUGUGCGAGCCUCCCCCUGGUAUGGAAAGCACAGCCGUCAGCAAGGGCUGGAAUGCCAUGAUGGAUGAAAGCUACCUCAACAUUACGAUGAGGCAGAGCUUCUCCGCGUUCCGACAGUUCAUGGUGUCGCCGGAGGCUCGAAUUCAGUUCGUCAACUCCGAGCGCUUCAAGGAACUGUCGGCGAUCCUCCCCUUGGAGAAGAAGCUGCGUGCGCGGGGUGUCCCGGACAGCAAGCCGGACAUCCAGAUCGACCUCUUGACCGACGUUCGCUGCCCCUUCUCGUUCAUCAGUCAGACGAACUUGCAGGCAGCAGUCCGGAAUUUGGAGAUGCAAGACCAUGUCAACUUGCGCUUCCACGCAAUCUUCCUCAAUCCCAAUGUCUCCAAGGAAGGCGAGAGUUUGGACGACUACCUGUGGCGCGAGUUUGGGUACACCAAGGAGUAUGCCCACUCAGAGAAUUAUCCGCUGCGGCAAGCUGGGCUGAAGGCAGGUAUUGCCCUGAAUCCGAAUCGCCGGGUGGUCAACACCUUCGACGCCCAUUGCCUGAUCGAGGUUGCGCAGGCACAGGGCAAGCAGGAGGCGCUGGAGCAGAUGCUUUCUCGAUGGUAUUUUGAGGAGGCGAAGGACCAGAAAAAGAGGGCCUACAAGAAAUUGGCAGUCACGGGAU